Messenger RNA from Suillus fuscotomentosus, 510 nucleotides. RefSeq names its product clathrin adaptor complex small chain-domain-containing protein. Bases 1 to 510 code for a protein of 169 amino acids. NCBI's taxonomy places the organism in Eukaryota, Fungi, Basidiomycota, Agaricomycetes, Boletales, Suillaceae. Gene Ontology annotation, molecular function: clathrin-cargo adaptor activity. The record is from RefSeq and is a predicted model, not a curated record. Gene Ontology annotation, cellular component: intracellular membrane-bounded organelle; AP-1 adaptor complex. Gene Ontology annotation, biological process: vesicle-mediated transport; protein transport. The transcript has 7 exons.
AUGAUCAACUACAUCCUGCUAGUAUCACGACAAGGCCCGUCACCUUCCUUCAACCCAUCAAAGUGCAAAGUACGCCUUGCGAAAUGGUUUUCCACCAUGCCGCCCAAGGCAAAAGCCAAGAUUGUAAAGGACGUCACUCAGCUCGUCCUGGCUAGGCGCACGCGGAUGUGUAAUUUCCUGGAGUACAAGGAUACCAAGGUCGUAUACCGCCGAUAUGCAUCGUUGUUCUUCGUUUGUGGGAUUGCCUCAGGGGAUAACGAACUGAUCACGCUUGAGAUUAUUCACCGUUACGUCGAGGUUUUGGACCGGUAUUUUGGAAAUGUAUGCGAGCUAGACCUCAUCUUCAAUUUCCAGAAAGCGUAUGCGAUUCUGGACGAGCUCAUAAUCGCAGGAGAGAUGCAAGAAUCCUCCAAGAAGUCGGUGCUGCGCGUGGUCACGCAAUCGGAUAGCGUCGAAGAGCAAGAGUCCUCCGAGGACAUCAUAGGUCGUUUGGGAGCUGCACGCGGUUAG